AUGGCUUUCCGAAUCUCCCUUAACAAAGCAGGCAAAGCCGCGCAACUUGGCUCCAAGAUUAAAGCAGAAGAAGACGCGAAAGCGCGCGAGGAGAAGAAUGCGCUUGACAAAGUUAUGGCCGAUUUCAUGGAAGAGCACAGCGACGAAAAGGGCGUUCUAGGCGAGACGGAGAAGGAUCACGAGGCAGAGAAAGACGUAUUCGUCCCCACGGGCUCGAAGCGACAUUUCACAGGCAGGCCGCGGUCGAUGAAGAGCGGGCCGGGCACACUCGAUGCAGAGCCCGUGCCUGCAUUUGCGAGGCCAGGUGCACCGGGCGGAUAUACUGGAGCGCCGCAUUCAAGAUUUGGUGGGCCUGCUGCGGGACAGGACGAGGAGAGGGUCAACGAGAACAUUUACACCACCGUGGUUGCGAAGGCGUCGAAUCUGCCACCUGCGAUAAGCCCUAGCCGCGUGGAAGAGCUCUUUGCUGAGUUUCCGUCGCUCAAGGUGGUCAAAGUAGAAAGGAUACCGCCGUCAAGGCCCUCAAGCCCUUCGCAGCGAACACGCCCGUCUGCUUCGAUGAAGGUCAUCUUCGACAGAGAUGCCAAUGCGCGCGACCUUGAUGAUGCGAUGAACAAGAUGAACGACAAGAGAUAUUUGGGAAAGGGAUACUAUCUGCAUCUGGACCGCUACUUGGGUGGCAGAAGCGUGAGCACAAAGCAGCACGAAGAGCCUUUCGGCGCGACAUUGCACGACGUAGAAGUCGCCAAGGGCUAUGCACCACCACCGGAUCUUGGAGGCAACAAUCGCGAACGUGUGCGGGAAGAGAUGAUGAACAAGCGCAUGCUGAUCACCGCCAACGCACCGCCAGAUCUUCCUACCUUGAGGCUGAUACACCAAACGAUCGAAGGUGUCAUUGAGGGGGGGAUGGAAUUCGAAGCCGCUCUGAUGCAGGACGCUCAAGUCCAGUCCUCCGAGCGCUUCGCCUGGCUCUUCAACCAAAAGCACCCGCUGAACCGCUACUACCGCUGGCGCCUCCACGAGAUACUCAGCUCGACCUCGCGCCCAGACGUCUUUCAGCGGCACCCCGAAUGGCGCGGUCCCAAAGAAGUGCUGAUAGAUGAGUAUGCCAGCGGCCUAUGGGACCUAAAUCAUCCCUACGAGGAGGAAGACUCUGAAGAUGAAGAUGACCUACCCGCGCAUGCUCGCACUACUCUUCCCGUUGGUGAUGACUAUCCGGGGCGAGCACACACCGGGUACGGGAUCAUGCCCCCGCGUGACCGCGCCCAGCUCAUCUGGCUGCUCGCCACGCUCCCACCCUCCAGCGCGCUCUACGACGAGAUAGCUGCCAUAUCUACGUUUGCUGUCGACCACGUAAGCAAAGGCAUGGACGAAGUCGUCUCCCUCCUCGUCACAAACGUUUUUCAGCCCUUCUUCCUCUCGAAAGCGAACCCUAAACUAUCCCGUGGCGACGUCACAGAAGAAGAAGAGGGACGCCGCCGCGGCCAGAUUCCCCAACUCACUACCAAUGCUUUGCGCAUCAUAUCGGACGUCGCGCUCACAACGCAGAAAGAACCAGGCAUGGCGUACAAAUACCGUGGUGUCAUUGGCGGUCAACUUGUUGACAGGAAGGUUUUUGAGUACCUGGAGCGGCUUCCCGCGCAGUUGGAGAUGGGCAGGCUCGCCGAGAACCAGUAUAGAGAUGAUAUAAAUGCGAUAUUGAAGGUUUGGAUGGACGAGCACCUCUUCGAAAAGGAGUCGUUGGAGCACAUUGAGCACGCUUUCAAUGGAAGAAAGAGGGAGAGGGAACAGGAGGAGAUCGAGCGUCGGGCGGUGGAGAGGAGGAAGGCAAGAAAAGGGGUGGUUCCGAAGAGAGAGAAGCCAGAGAGUCCGGAUGGUAAUGAGGGGAGGAUGGAUGUUGACGGGGCUGCGGACGAGGGUACGCCUGGUGCAGGAGUUAAAGAGGGCACGCCAAUGGAGAUCGAGAGUGAGACGCCUGCUGAGGCCGCGACCACAGCUGAUGCAGCCGAGGCAUCGGCGACAAAGGAAGUGGAGAAGGCAGCUUCGCCGCCUGAAAUCCCAGGAGAGACUGCGGCUCAGCGGGCUAGGAGACUGCGGCCGACCGCGGAUAUGUUCGCUUCAGACGAAGAAUGA
This is a messenger RNA of Didymosphaeria variabile, 2133 nucleotides long. RefSeq lists its product as uncharacterized. The record is from RefSeq and is a predicted model, not a curated record. Gene Ontology annotation, biological process: RNA processing. The coding region runs from base 1 to 2133 and encodes 710 amino acids. The transcript has a single exon. Gene Ontology annotation, molecular function: RNA binding. Gene Ontology annotation, cellular component: nucleus. NCBI's taxonomy places the organism in Eukaryota, Fungi, Ascomycota, Dothideomycetes, Pleosporales, Didymosphaeriaceae.